AAGUUUCGUUCGGGGGGUUCUAGGGCAUUCCAGCCACUUCACUGAGGUUCUCUCUUGCAAAAGAAAGUUCAUCACUUGCAGUUUCUAGGGUUUUCUUUCGUUCCCUUCACCGGAGGUGAAGAUUCAGAUCGUCUCCGAAGAAAAUGGGGUUCUCGAUGCAGCCGUACGGUAUCCAAUCCAUGCUUAAAGAAGGGUAUAGGCAUCUCUCUGGCCUCGACGAGGCGGUUGUCAAGAACAUCGACGCCUGCAAGGAGCUCUCCACCAUCACCCGUACCUCUCUUGGUCCCAAUGGUAUGAAUAAAAUGGUUAUCAAUCAUUUAGACAAGCUAUUUGUCACGAAUGAUGCUGCAACUAUUGUGAAUGAAUUGGAGAUUCAGCACCCGGCUGCAAAAAUUCUUGUGUUGGCCGCCAAGGCUCAACAAGAAGAAAUUGGAGAUGGUGCCAAUCUCACUAUUUCAUUUGCCGGGGAGCUUCUUCAAAAUGCCGAGGAGCUUAUCAGGAUGGGACUGCAUCCUAGUGAGAUCAUAACUGGGUAUACUAAAGGAAUCAAUAAGGCUGUUGAGUUUCUGGAACAACUGGUUGAAAGUGGCUCUGAAAAUAUGGAUGUGCGUAGCAAAGAUCAAGUCAUUUCUCGGAUGAGAGCGGCUGUUGCAAGCAAGCAAUUUGGGCAAGAGGAUAUUUUAUGUUCUUUAGUUGCUGAUGCAUGCAUUCAAGUGUGUCCCAAGAAUCCUGCUAACUUCAAUGUGGAUAAUGUCCGUGUGGCGAAGCUUCUGGGUGGAGGAUUGCACAAUUCUACUAUAGUCCGUGGUAUGGUAUUGAAAACUGAUGCUGUUGGGAGCAUAAAGCGAAUGGAGAAGGCAAAGGUUGCUGUGUUUGCUAGUGGUGUUGAUACUACUGCAACUGAGACGAAGGGAACUGUCCUCAUUCACAGUGCUGAGCAGCUAGAGAAUUAUGCGAAAACAGAGGAAGCUAAAGUUGAAGAAUUGAUAAAGGCUGUUGCUGAAUCAGGUGCCCAAGUCAUUGUUAGUGGCGGAGCAGUUGGAGAAAUGGCAUUGCAUUUCUGUGAGCGCUACAAGUUGAUGGUCUUGAAAAUCAGCUCAAAGUUCGAAUUACGACGCUUCUGCCGGACGACGGGGGCUGUCGCCCAUUUGAAGCUUAGCCGACCAAACCCAGAAGACUUGGGAUAUGUUGAUUCUGUAUCAGUUGAGGAAAUUGGUGGUGUAACAGUCACAAUUGCAAGAAAUGAGGAGGGUGGUAACUCCAUCUCUACAGUAGUUCUGCGAGGAAGUACAGAUAGCAUAUUGGACGACCUCGAAAGAGCCGUGGAUGAUGGAGUCAAUACAUAUAAGGCUAUGUGCAGAGACAGCCGUACAGUUCCUGGAGCUGCCGCGACUGAAAUUGAGUUGGCUAAAAGAUUGAGGGAUUACGCUAAUGCAGAAACGGGGUUGGACAAAUAUGCCAUCUCCAAAUUCGCAGAGAGCUUUGAGUUUGUCCCAAAAACCCUUGCGGAUAAUGCUGGCCUCAAUGCAAUGGAGAUCAUUGCCUCACUCUACACUGGACACGGAUCUGGAAACACAAAAUUGGGAAUCGAUUUGGAGGAAGGUGUUUGUAAAGACGCCUCAGAGAUGAAUAUAUGGGAUUUGUACGUUACUAAGCUCUUUGCACUCAAAUACGCAGCGGAUGCUGCCUGCACAGUGCUACGUGUUGACCAGAUUAUAAUGGCGAAGCCAGCAGGUGGGCCGAGGAGAGAUGCGGCUGCUGCAGCAGCAGCCAUGGGCGAAGACUAAGUCCGUAUACAGCUAUCUAUCUUUUUUUUUUUUAAUCAUACCUCCUCUCUUAAAGAAACAAAAUUUUGCUUCUACUCGUCUGUAUACACUCAAGCUUUCAGGUUUUAGCUUUCAAUGUCUCUGCAACCUGAAGUCAAAUCUGUUUGUUUUGUUUGGCUUUGAGUUCUGAAGUUACAGGUUUGUUUAGUGGAAAGAAUUAUAUGGGCUAUUUUGACAUUAAUCAGGAUCUCGUCUUUGAGAU
Messenger RNA from Tarenaya hassleriana, 2028 nucleotides. Its product is annotated as T-complex protein 1 subunit theta. The transcript has 14 exons. Gene Ontology annotation, molecular function: ATP binding; ATP hydrolysis activity; ATP-dependent protein folding chaperone. Gene Ontology annotation, biological process: protein folding. The record is from RefSeq and is a predicted model, not a curated record. Bases 144 to 1787 code for a protein of 547 amino acids. Lineage: Eukaryota; Viridiplantae; Streptophyta; Magnoliopsida; Brassicales; Cleomaceae. Gene Ontology annotation, cellular component: chaperonin-containing T-complex.